AUGCCCCACCUGCGCCACGGGAUUACGCCACUCGACCAAACCUUAGACUGCCGGUACAAGCAUGCUACCACGCUAUCAGAGUCGGAGAGAUCUAGAUUGGCGAAUCUAUUAGGUGAGUAUUCUGACGUUUUUGAUGUUGUCGGUGAACCGACACCAUUCGCCGAACACCAUAUAGAUAAUACCGGCAACCACCCGCCGAUUGCUGCGCCCCCGUAUCGGGUCACGCCUGCGAAGAAGGAAAUCAUGCGCGCCAAGUUAGACAAGACGCUGGCUGAUGGUGUGAUUGAGGAGUGCGAAUCCGCCUGGGCCGCGCCAUGUGUCCUGGUACCGAAGGCUAACGGCACCUAUAGGUUUUGUGUAGACUAUCGCAAACUGAAUACGGCAACCAAGACGGACUCUUGUUCAGCCAGACUACUCGAAGCCAUUCAUCCUUAG
Messenger RNA from Parnassius mnemosyne (clouded apollo), 435 nucleotides. Lineage: Eukaryota; Metazoa; Arthropoda; Insecta; Lepidoptera; Papilionidae. The record is from the annotation of a GenBank genome assembly.